Molecule: messenger RNA, 1941 nt
Organism: Symbiodinium sp. CCMP2592
Lineage: Eukaryota; Dinophyceae; Suessiales; Symbiodiniaceae
Source: the annotation of a GenBank genome assembly
AUGAGGAAGUGCGAUCACGAGGCAUGGGCCAAGGACAAGCCAUUGGGGUGCAAGAGGAUCCAUCCGACAUGGGUCGCCAAUCGGUACCAGCAUGAGAACAAUGGAGACAUUGAGAAACCCAAUUGGGCUCGCAUUGAGGGAGCCACUGAGUUGAGUGACCUGGCCCAUUGGCACUACAACGAUGGGUUCAAGGAUGCCCCAAGCUGGGAGGACAUCCCAUUUGAUGACCAUUCCGAGCCCGAAUGGUUCAUGUGCGCCCAGUUCCAGCUGCCAUUAGACCUGAGAAGGGCCAUGCUGGCAAGAGAGGCGACCAUGAGCGAUGAAGCCAAGGCAAAGAGGGAGAAGAGAAGAGAGAAGAAUAAGACCAAGCGGCAGAAGAAUCAACAGGAGCAUCAGCUCACGGAUGAGGUCCGGGAGGAGCUGAGAGCAAGCAUCCAGGAAAACUCCAGGUAUGCAGCCAUGAGGGAUCUGCCAUCAUCGGCCUCCAAGAGAGGCAUGCCGAAGGCCAAGGCGAAGGCGAAGGCCAAGCCCGAAGCCAAGGCCAAGGGCAUGCGCUUGGCCAAGAUGGGCAAGAUGGCCAAAAAGCAGCAUAAGAAGCAGCUCAAGAAAGACACAUUGAGCAAAGCGGUGGAUGAGCUCCCUGAGCCGCCAUUGCCUCCGCCACCCGGCCCACCAGCUAUGAGUGCUGACACUGGUGAGCAUGACAUGACCAAGGGCACAUGGAGGAUAGUCAAUGAGGACGCUGGCAUUUCGCUGUAUGGGCGGCAUGGGUCCAUUCUGGGUGUCGGCCGUCAGAACUGCCACAUGCUGCUGGAGAAGGACCAUUUCUUCCCCAAGCAGCAGAAGGCAUGGGUCAGCAAGAGCCAUUGUGAGCGAUUGCCAGAGGGUGAGCAUAAGGUGUGGAAGUGGGCCCAGAUGAGCUUCUACAGGGCCUGGAAGCAGGAAAUGCUGCUUGACAUGGGGCUCUUGAGCCAGGACCUGGAUCAGCUGGAUGGGCUUGAGCAGGUUCACAUCCUCCCAUACCCAGACAUUCAAGCCGGCGGCAUAGAGCUGCAACAUCUGCAUUUGGGCUGGCGAGUCCUGCUUUGGCACAUGCUCCAGAGCUCAAUGCAAAGCAAGAGCAUGGGCUUCAUUAGUCCUGGAUGGACACAGCCACUAUAUCUGCAUCAUGACAAUGCCAAAGUGGAUGUGGAUGCAUUCAUUGAGUGCAUCAAAAAGCAGAUGAGUGCUCAUACACUGAAUUUCCUCCCCCUGGGGUACUAUGACUCCCUGCCGGAUGAGUCCCAGCGAUGCAGGGACUACGCUGAGAAAAUCUUGGCAUCCCUGCUCUCCAUGGGCCUGCUGCAUGAGGCAGUGCUGCCUCCUCGCAGCAACAAGGUCUUCCAGGGAGUCGAUGAGUGCGGAUUCCAUGUUCUGGCUGCCAUGGAGCAAGAGGCCGCAAAAGCCAUGGGGUUUGGAAAGGCCAGCACUGGGUGGCCUUCGCAUUCGGCGAAGAAGUGGCAUGAGCGGCUGCAUAAGGUCACAAAUGCUCUCCGCACUGAGCAGACCAAGCGACUGGAUGAGCUGAACCAGCAUAAGAAGAAGGAGGAGGCCUUGGGAAUCAAGAUGAGAAAAGAGCGAGAGCACAUGGCGGCCAUGGCUGAGAAACGCAUGAGCAAAGGCCUUGAGCUGACUCAGCUUCAGAAGAUGGCCCAUGAGGUCAUUAGCCAAGGCAAAGUCCUUGAGAUCGAGGACAUGCCCCAGGCAUACUGGGAUGAGAGAAAUCGAAUCGAACUCCAUGAGAUUGGAGUCUGCAGCCGCUGCCGGCAUGCCUCAGGCUGCCUGAGCUGCGAUGAGGGUAAGCUCCUCGCAUACUGGAUGAGGAAGGAAGCCCGCAGAUUGGGCAGGAACAUUGCCCCUAAGUACAAGCUCAGCUCUGCUGGACAUGAGCUGGUCAAAUGA